Messenger RNA from Brettanomyces bruxellensis, 3021 nucleotides. It is a transcript of the gene FUN12, whose product is annotated as eukaryotic translation initiation factor 5B. The record is from RefSeq and is a predicted model, not a curated record. The transcript has 3 exons. Gene Ontology annotation, molecular function: GTP binding; translation initiation factor activity; GTPase activity. NCBI's taxonomy places the organism in Eukaryota, Fungi, Ascomycota, Pichiomycetes, Pichiales, Pichiaceae. The coding region runs from base 1 to 3021 and encodes 1006 amino acids.
AUGGGUAGAAAGAACAAGAAGAAUAAUAAUAACAACGACUACUGGGAUACAGAGUUCGAAGAAGAUGCUGAAGCUAACAAUUCUUCAGCUGUUGUUUCUGGCGACGAAAAUAAUGCUGAUGCAGCUGAAGCAGAAAAAGCAAAGAACAAGCAGGACGAAAAAAGAAGAAGGAGGAAGAGGAGAAGAAGAAGAAAGCUGCAAACAACAGUGAUCAAGUCGAAGAAAGAAAAGGAAAGGGAAAGAAAAGAGCAGAAGAGAGGCAAGAGAAAGGGCACAAAAGCAGCAGCUGAAAAAAAGGCGGCUGAGAAGAAUGCCAAGGCUCAGGAGGAGGCAUCAGCAAAGAAGGAAGAUACCAAGUCUGAGCCAAAAGGAAAGAAAGAGGAAGUGAAGGCAGAGAAAAAGCCAGCAGGCAAAAAGAAGACCACUACGUCGAAGAAGAGCAAGAAAGGAAAGAAGGUUCCAGCUGGUUUAGCACUGUUGAAGAAGCAGAUGGAGCUGAGAAAGAAGGCAGCGGAAGAAGCAAAGAAUGCAGAAGAGGAAGAGAAGAAGAGAUUGGAAGAGGAGGAGAAGAAGAGAGAAGAAGAAGAAAAGGCCCGCGAAGAGGCUAAGAAAUUGAAAAAGGAGAAAGAGAAAGCUAAAAUUGCCCAACUGAAGAAGGAAGGUAAGUACCUGACAAAGAAACAAAGGCGUGAAAGAGCAAUUGCUGCCAAGAGAAGAGAGUUCUUGCUUAAAUCUUCAAAUAUUCAUGUCUCCGGUGUUGCUGUCAAGGAUGGCGAGCUGAUGAAGGUUGCCGAGGCUGGUAAGAAGAACGAUGAGAAGGAGAAGGAGAGAGAAAAGGAGAGAAAGAAGCGUGAAAUAAAGCAAGCUAAUGAGAAAAAGAAGGCUGAAGAAGCGGCAGCUUCUAAAAAGACUGAGGACGAGAAAAAGGCUGCCGAAGAAGCCUCAAAGAAUGAAGUGGUUGAUGACUGGGAAAAACUUGCUGCUGGUGAUGAAGUCGCAGACAGUUGGGAAGAUCUUCUGGAUGGUGAAGAGACAACUGAGACUGCUGAAGUUUCCAAAAAGACUGAAAAGAAGGAGCAGAAGGCCGAAACUGCUAAGCCAGUGGAUGAGUACAGUAUUACAAAAAAGGAUGCUUCAAAGGAGGUCGAGAAGCCAGCCAAAAAGAGCAAGGGGAAAAAAUCAAGCAGUCCAGAACCAAAAGCAGCACCAGAAAAGAAAGAAUUACGUUCUCCUAUCUGUUGUAUCUUGGGUCACGUUGAUGCUGGUAAGACGAAGCUUUUGGAUAAGAUCAGACAGACUAACGUCCAAGGCGGUGAAGCUGGUGGUAUCACACAACAAAUUGGUGCCACUUACUUCCCCGUUGACGCUCUUCGUAAAAAGACCGAGGUUAUGCAGAAGUUCGAGAAGUUGACGUACGAUGUUCCAGGUUUGUUGGUUAUCGACACUCCAGGUCACGAGUCGUUCACCAAUUUGAGAAGUAGAGGUUCUUCUCUUUGUAACAUCGCUAUUUUGGUGGUAGAUAUUACACAUGGUUUACAGCAGCAGACACUGGAGUCUCUUCGUUUGCUUAGAGACCGUAAGGCUCCAUUUGUGGUUGCCUUGAACAAGGUCGAUCGUCUUUACAACUGGAAGGCCAUUCCAAACAACAGUUUCAGGGAUUCGUUCACCAGACAGGAGGCCUCAGUGCAGAAUGAGUUCGAGAAUCGGUUUAACGAAAUUAAGGUGCAGUUGGCAGAGCAAGGCUUGAACUCUGAGCUUUACUACAAGAACUCGAACAUGGCUAGAUAUGUCAGUAUCGUUCCAACUUCUGCCACUACCGGUGAAGGUGUUCCGGACUUGCUUUGGUUGUUACUUGAGCUUACUCAAAAGAGAAUGAACAAGCAGUUGCGUUAUCUUUCGGGCGUUCAGGCCACUAUCUUGGAGGUUAAGGUUGUUGAAGGUCUCGGAACCACUAUCGAUGUCAUUCUCUCAAACGGUGUUUUGCACGAAGGUGACAGAAUUGUCCUUUGUGGCCUAAAUGGUCCAAUAGCGACGAACAUCAGGGCCCUUUUGACGCCUCCUCCAUCGAGAGAGUUGCGUAUAAAAUCGGAGUAUGUCCAUCAUAAAGAGGUUAAGGCUGCUUUGGGUGUCAAGAUCUCCGCAGAUAACUUGGAAAAAGCUGUUGCUGGUUCCAGAUUGCUUGUUGUCGGCCCAGAUGAUGAUGAGGAUGAGAUGAAGGACCUCGUCAUGGAUGAUUUGACUGGUUUGCUCGAUUCCGUUGAUCCAACAGGAAACGGUGUUGUUGUCCAGGCUUCCACCUUGGGUUCCUUGGAAGCUCUUUUGAGUUUCCUAAAGGAUAUGAAGAUUCCAGUUAUGUCUAUCGGAUUGGGACCUGUGUAUAGAAAGGAUGUUUUAAAGGCAGUGACAAUGCUUAAGAAGGCUCCAGAGUAUGCGGUUAUGCUCUGUUUCGAUGUCAGGAUUGAUAAAGAAGCUGAGCAAUAUGCUGACGAACAGAACAUUCGUAUCUUCAACUCGAACAUCAUCUACCACUUAUUUGAUGAGUUCACAGCAUACCAGAAGGAACUUUUAGAGAAGAAGAGAGAGGAGAAUAAGGAUAAGGCUGUCUUCCCUUGUGUCAUGAAGACCAUUCAGAUCAUCAACAAGCGUAAUCCUAUGAUCAUUGGUGUCGAUGUUCUGGAUGGUGUUGUUAAGGUUGGAACGCCAAUCGGUACUGUUAAGGUUGAUCCUGCCACUAACAGAAGAGUCAAACUUGUUCUCGGUAAGGUUAUCUCGAUGGAGAUUAACCAUGAACCCCGUGAAUCGGUUAGAAAAGGAGAUACCUCUGCAGGUGUUGCUAUUAGAUUAGAAGGAGACGCUUCUCAACCAAUUUGGGGCCGUCAUGUUGACGAACAUGAUCCUCUUUACUCCAUGAUUUCAAGAGAGACAAUUGAUACUUUGAAAGAUCCAGCUUUCAGAAGUACCGUGCCGAGGGAAGACUGGUUUUUGAUUAAGAAAUUGAAAGGCGUUUUAGACAUUGAAUAG